GCUACUGGCGCAUGGUGGGCGACCCCAUCAACGGCAUGGCUGUGGAGUUCGGGCUCGAGGGCAAGGUGCCCGACAACAGCUGGAUGGCGUUGGGCCUGUCUGGUAACCAGUCGCACGCUGACAUGCACAGCAGCGACAUCACCGCUGCAGGAAUCAUCACCUCUAGCACCAGCAACGGCAGCAGCAGCGGAAGCGGGAGCAGCAGCAGCAGUGGUGGCAGUAGCAGUAUUGGUAGCAGUAGCAGUAGCAGUGGGGUGGUAGAUGCGUUGCAACGGAUUUCUACGUCACGGCGUUGGAGGCGUGUGAGCAGAUCGCAGGAGGAUACGUGGGGGUCUGUCCGGACGCUCUUCUCGGCUCCUCCCCCGCCCUCAACAACGUCAAUCUCACCCUCGCCUCGCGCCAGGCGGACGUCUCCUUCAUCCGCUUCCGCCGCUCCCUCGCCCUCUCCACCGACCCCCUCUUUGACCGCCGAUUCGAUAUAAGCCUCCCCUCUGCAGUCCCCAACAAUACGGAUCUUUCCCGCCCCCUGCUGUUCAUUUUCGCUACAGGACCCCUCCACCCUUCCUCCACCCCUCGCUGCCCCAGCUACUCCCACAUGCCUCCUCCUCGGCGUUCUUUUCUGGAUCGAUUAACAUCACGUUAAACGCUGCUAAAGCGACUAAUUCCUGUGAGCCGCUUUGGAACACGCCGGCGCUGAGCUACCCGGCUCUGCCGCCCGGUUUGGUGCCCUCGCCGCCCGGCGAGCCAUCCAUGUGGGACGACGGGGCGGUGAUUUCUGGCUUAUCUCAGUGCAGCACCACGUUUGAGGGGGAAAAUAGGAAGUUUGCCUCGUGUGAGGCCCUUCCAGGAGGUUUCUUUUUCAUGUGGACGCUUGGGAAAGAAGAGCUAUCUGGUGCGUUUAUCUCCCAGUCUGUGUCCCCACAAGGUUACGCUGCUGUAGGGCUGCUGCUGCCCCCACCCACCCCGCUGCUAGAGGCGCUGUUUACCCCUCCCCCGGCGCCGGCCGGGGGGAAUGGGAGUGGGAGCGUGGAAGGGGGGUAUGUGAAGCCGGAUUCGUUAGUGGGUGCCUCGAUGCUGGUUGCAGUGAGGGCGGAGGACGGAAGCGGGGGAAUGAGAGUGGAGGAGUUUGAGAUCGUGAAGAAAGCGGCAGGCGACAGCAGCAACACCACUCUCACUGGCGCAACAACCACAGGCACCAGCACCACCAGCACCACCAGCACCGGCAGCAGCAGCAACAGUACCAGUCUGGCACCACAGGAGCAAACGGCCAUGGUGCGAGGGGGCAAUCUCUCUCUCAUCUCAUCCAAAGCGGAGCUCCAAGCGGGCUCCCUCACGCUGCUCUUCACCAUCAAACUCCCCCACAGGCAGCGAUCCGGUGCCGUGCUCCUCUGGACCAAGGGCGCCCAGUUCUUCCCUUCGAACGACUCCCUCUCCCCUGAUGGGGUUGUAGCUAUGGCAAGCGCGCCGAUAGACUUUGGCAAUGAGAGUGACGUGGAUCCGAACGCGGCGCAGGUGACAACAGCAGGAGUGGUGUAUUCGGCCCUGAGUGUGGCGGCGUGGGCGUUUCUGCUGCCGGUGGGGGCGGUGUCGGGGCGGUAUGUGCGCAAGCAUAGCCGGUACUGGUUCCCGCUGCACCAGGGGGUUCAGCUGGGCGGGUACUUUCUGACGCUCUCGGCGUUCACGCUGGCCCUGUCGCUGGAGUCGCUGCACAAGUCGGUGGGGUACUGCGUGCUGCUCGCGCUGCUCUCUGUUCUCCUCGUGUUACAGAUUUCAGCAGUGAUGGUUCGUCCCCCCGAGUCCCACCACCUGAGGGACCACUGGCGGCGAUUCCACAAGGUGUGCGGGUGCUCCUCGCUCCUCCUCUCCCUCAUCCUCCUCUUCCUCGGCCUUCAGCUCAUACAAGCCUCCUCGGGCUUCUCUAUUACUGCUGGCGUGUGGCUGGCGCUGCUGGCGUCCUGCUGCCUUACCCUGGAGUGGCUGCUGUGGGCGAAUAGGCUGACUCAGAGUAGGGUUAGGCCGGAGAGAGAGGGGGAGGCGAGUGAGAAGGGGAGCCAUGCAGGGUCCCUUCCCAUGGGUGCAGGAGAAUUACCUGGACAUGGAAGAACAGCAGGAUCAGGAGCAGGAGCAACCGCAACUGCAGGAAGAGCCGGGAAAAGAGAGUCUCACUCUCACUCUCACCACUCGCAUCCCUCGCACGCAUCUCACCACCACCACUCGCACCUGUUGCCUGUGGAGCGCACAGACAGCACCACGAGCAGCAGCAGCGGGGUGGGCGGGCUGGGGAAGGGCGGGGAGAGGCAGAGGCGGCGGCAGCAGAGGCAGCAGGAGGAGCUGGCGGAAGCAGUAGCGGCCGCCUGUGCUAGAGCCACCUCUAGGAUGUCGUUCAAUGGACGCUUGCCUCCUGGUACUGCUGGUGGUGCUGCUGGUGGUGCUGCUGGUGGUGCUGCUGGUGGUGCUGCUGGCCGUACUGGUGGUAGUGGUGGUGUUGGUGGUGGUGGUAGCGGUGGUGCAGGUGCGGGUGCUGGUGGGGUGGGACCAGCAAGAGGAGGGGCAGGGGGGCUGCUGUCAGCUGCUGCUGCUGCGGUGGCUGAUGUUGACGGUGACGCUGCUGCUGCUGCUGCUGGCAGUUCCGGUGCUGCUACUAGCGCUGUGAGUAGCGUGCCAAGUGCAGCAGUAGGAGCAGCGGCGGGAGUAGCAGGGGCAGCCAUAGGUGCUGGAGUGGCAGGAGUCGUUGGUGGUUCACUUGCUGCAGCAGACGCAGUGGGAGCAGGCAAGACGCCCUACUCCAUUCUUCAGUAUCCAGGUAAUAAUGCUGGUGGGGUGUCAAAACAUCCUGCUGCUGCCGGUAGUGCAGCAUCAAAGCACACGAAGCAACUGCUGAGGUCGGCUACUCCCACUGCUGCUGCCGCCGCUGCAGCGGCUGCUGCUGCUGUCACCUCUGUCAGCCUAACUGCCUCUGACUCUGCUGGCUCUGCUUCUGCCACAGCGGCUGCUGCUGCUGCUGCGGCUGCUGCUGCGGCUGCUCGUGGAUCCCCUGCCAAAGCAACGCGUUUCUACCAGAACAGCAUACUGACCCCUGCUCCCCCUGGCAGCGCUGCAAUCGCCACUCUUGUCGCCAGUACCAGGAAUCCUGCUGAGGCUGCGGUUGGGCCAAUACUGAGUGUUACAGGGGCAGCAGGAGCGGGUGAAACAAGAGGAGGAGAAGGAACAGGAGGGGUGGGAGGAGGGGACGCAGUGGGAACAGGCGGAGCAGGAGGAGGAUUAGGAGGGGGGGGAGCAGAGGCGGCUGCAUUUUCCUUAGCCACGAGAACCACCUUCAUGAACCCCCUCUUUCACUCGUCAGUCGAAGGAAGCAAAGACGGAGAGGAUAGCAGCAGCAGCAGCGGCAGAAACAGCCCUAGGAGCAGCAGCUUUACGGCACAUGCUGAAGGUUUCUCUAAGACGGGUGAUGGUGGUGGGAAUGUGGAACUGGUUGCUGUGGGCAUACAGGCACAGCAACAAGAGAAGGAGAAGGAGCACCUGCAGCAGAAGCAGCCACAGAAGGAGCAGCAGCAGCCUCAGAAAGGGCAGCAGCAGCCUCAGAAGGGGCAGGAACGGCAGCUGUGGCAGCAGCUGUGGCAGCUGCAGCAAACGGCACAUUUGGAGCCGGGUGAGCAGCAGAAGGAAGCUCAGAAAACGGUGGAAAAGGGCAUAGAGAGAGCGCAUCCGCAGCAGCUGCAGCGCCCUAUGAGAGGCUCGGAAGGCGGUGCUUCGGGCUCAACUCAUGCUGCACCAAGUGUUGUUGCUACUCCCUCUGCGACCGAGCUUGCUCCUGCUGCCUCACCAGCUAUGGGGCUGGCCUCAGCAGCAGCAGCAGCAGCAGCAGCAGCAGCAGCAGCAGCAGCAGCAACAGCAACAGGGAAAGAUGCCGCUGCAGCUGCUGUUGUACCAUCACCUCCCUCCUCCACUAGGACUUCACAUCCAGUCAUCUCACCCCCCGUGGCUGCAGUUAGCGUCUCCUCUGUUGCCUACAAACCAGUUGCUACAACCCCUGGUGCUACAGCCCCUGCUGCUACAUACCCUGUUGCUACAGCCGGCGUCGCUGCUCCAGCUGUAGCUAGCCCCGUUGCAGUUGGUCUAGGAAUCAGUGGUACAGCUACAGAAGUAGCUUGCUAUUUCGAGAAGAAAACUGAGGUCGAAGGAGAGGAGGGGAAGGGGAACGAGGGGGCUGACAGUGAGGGGACAGACAGAGCGGAGAGGGGAAGGGAAGCAAGACAUAGGGAGGAGGAAACACCCGGAUGGGAGAAGGAACGGCCUCGGCUGAGAGACGAGUCUACACAGGAGCGAGCAGCAGAGAAGGAAAGGGCUGCAGAGGAAAAGAGAGGUGCCGCGGAGAGAGCAGCAGAGGAGGAGAGGGUGAGGGAGGAGAGAGUGAGAGAGGCAGCGAGCGCAAAGGAGGCCCGCUUGGCAGAAAACAGGCGGAGAUUUGAGUUGAUGGCAGCAGGCUUGGGCGGUGGGAAUGGGGAGGGGGCGCAGGAGGAGGAGGGAGAGGGGCCCAGCCGAUGAUCAAAAUGGACAAGUAUAACGUGAAGGCCACGGUGGUGCACGCGCCUGACUUUGCGUCGCUCAAGCGGUCGCUGCAACUGCACAAGGCUCUGGCUUCCACUGAGAGCAGGGCUGCUGGCGCUGCUGCUGGCGUCAGUGCCACUGGUGGCUCUUCUACGGGUGGCUCUGCUAGUUCUGCCUGCGGGACGGCCAUCUGGCAAUGCUGCUGCUUAUGCUGUGAAUAGUAUGGCUGCUGUGACAGCAGCCUCUAGGGCUGCAGCAUUAGACCCCCCUUCGAUUCUUCUCCCUCCAUACGGAUUUGCGGAUUCCAACCCUCCUCCUCGCUCCAACACUCCCCCUCGCUACAACACGCCUCCUCGCUCCAACACCCCUCCGCGCGCCCACUCCCCCUCGUCCCAAUCCGGCUCCCCUAGAACAGCCGGUCUCCCCCUCUUCCCCCCUCCCCUUCCUUUUCGGGUGGAGGGCUAUCCGCCCGCUCACCGUCGCCUGGUAACCGUAACAGUGCCCUUGUGGCGGCUGCAGCUGCUGCUGCAGUUGCUGGGGAGACUGGUGCUGGAAUUGCUUCUGGUACUCAGGUUGAGUCAUCUCAUAACGCCGGUGGUGGAUCAUCAGCAAGAAGAGCCCUCAGCUUCCUGCCGGUCAUUGCAGACACACCUCGCUCUCUCUCCCCCACUCCGCCAGGGGCCAUGCCAAAACAGCUGCUUCCCCACUCACAUCAGCAGCAGCAGCAGCAGCAGCAGGCACUGCUCUACCAGCAGCAAGCAUACAUGGGUAUGCCCUCCUCCCCUACCUCCUCCUCGUCUACCCUCCCUCCCAUUGCAGAGCUCCCGAGCUCAUCCGCACAGGGGCUAUCUGCAGGUGUAUCUGGGGAAGGUUUACCUGCAGGAUUUGCAGGUAGUGCAGGGAGUGCUGCUGCAUUGGUUCUCGCCUCUCAACACCUCCCCUCUUCGCCCUCCCUCUGCCCCUCUCCUGGAUCUGCUGCUCUGCCAACGUUGCCACGACGGCCGUUAGAUCUCUCUGUGAAGGCAUCUCAGCCGUCCAUCUCAUCUGCCCCGCGAAGAAUCCUCUCAUCCAGUUUGUUUGCUCCUGAGGGAGCAGGAAGUGGGAGCCAUGGGAGUCAUGGGAAUCAUGGGAGUCAUAAUUGGGGUGCUGGGGGGGUGGGAGCUGGUAGGUUAGGAUCUCCUGUUGCUGCCACUGCUGGAUUUGGCUUAGCGAUCCAACGGUCAGGAUCAAACGAGGGGCUAGCUGUGGAACGUGUAGGGUCUGGUGAUGGUUUAGCAGGACAAGGGUUUGGGUAUUAGAAUGAACGGGAAAAUGACUGGCAAAGGCCGUUCCCAUCUAGAUGGCUAACUGAUGCAUUCGUAUAAUUUAUCGGCCAAUUA
This is a messenger RNA of Closterium sp. NIES-67, 5927 nucleotides long. NCBI's taxonomy places the organism in Eukaryota, Viridiplantae, Streptophyta, Zygnematophyceae, Desmidiales, Closteriaceae. The record is from the annotation of a GenBank genome assembly.